Dendronephthya gigantea is the source of this 2226-nucleotide messenger RNA. RefSeq names its product interferon-inducible GTPase 1-like. Gene Ontology annotation, molecular function: GTPase activity; GTP binding. The record is from RefSeq and is a predicted model, not a curated record. Bases 69 to 1766 code for a protein of 565 amino acids. Gene Ontology annotation, cellular component: membrane. NCBI's taxonomy places the organism in Eukaryota, Metazoa, Cnidaria, Anthozoa, Malacalcyonacea, Nephtheidae. The transcript is spliced from 5 exons.
AAUGCUUUGAUGAAACACGACUUUUAAUAAAACGAAACUAGUUUUGUUCGGGCAAUAUAUCAGGAAAAAUGGUUGAUGUUCAGUUCGUUUUAGUCGGAUCAAGUGGUUCCGGGAAGUCUGCCUUCGUCAACGCCGUAAGAGGAAUCGACAAAGAAGAUAAAGGAGCAAGCCCUGUCAAUAUUGUCGAAAUAGAGGAAGAACCACAUGACUACAUCGACUCAAUUAAUCCUCGAGUGAGCUACCACGAUUUGCCUGGUUAUGGAACAACAAACUAUUCCCAGCUUGAACUGUAUUGGACGAAAUUCAAUCUUGAAAAAUUUGAUAGAUUUCUUAUUUUUACUUCACUCAGAAUUACAAAUCUUGAUGCGGAAAUGAUAAAGAAAGUCAAGUCGGCCAAAAAGUCAUUCUUAAUUAUUCGCACCAAAAUCGAUAGCGAUUAUGUGUUGGAGAAAAAUAAAAAGCAGUUCGAUAAUGAAAAAUUCUUGAAGGAAAUCCGGGAUUAUAUAUCUAAAGAGAUGAAAUUGUCAUCUCCCGAAAAUAUAUUUCUUAUCAGUAACUAUGAACCACACAACUGGGAUUUCUUUCGAUUAAUAGCGGCUUUAGAGGUGUUGCCUGUCCAUGGAAUGGAUGUAUGGCGUGAAUUUUUCCUAAACAAUAACAUCAAGACCGCAGACCCUUUCCAAGAUGACGGGAUCGAAUCUGCACAGCGGUUAAUUAAAAAACUUGAUGAGUGGAAAGAAGUUAAAAUAAAUGUCGGUGUUGUCGGAAAGAGUGGUAGUGGCAAAUCGACUCUCAUAAACCGUAUUAGAGGAAUCGAGGAUACCGAUGAGCUGUUUGGAGCAGAAACGGGAGUAACCGAAACAACAACGAUCCCAGCUCAGUAUACCGAUCCCAAUAACCCGAAUAUCAUAUAUUGGGAUUGUCCAGGCAUCGGUUCACGCGUCCUUCCUAAUGUCGACACCUACUGCGAAAAAGUCGGUAUUGAAAAAUUCGACGUAUUCAUCAUUGUGAAUACUGAGCGGUUUGAGCCGAUAAUUGGGAGUUUAGCAAAAAAGUUAAAGUCGACUAAGAAGCCUUUCCUUUUUGCUCGCGCAAAAAUUGACAACGAUUUAGAAAAUGCAAGAAGAAAAUCAGCGUUCGAUGAAGUGAAAGAAUUGGAAACAAUUAAGCGCUAUUGUGCUGAUAAAUUAAAUGCAGCAGAAGCGAAAACGGAUGACAAAGAUAUUUUUCUGAUCGAUAAUCACAAACCGGAAAAAUGGGAUUUCACCCGCCUUAAAACAGCAAUCGAGGAUGGAUUUCCGUCUAUUGUGCGAAAGAGCUUUCUUUUGUUCAUUUUAACGUACUUUGAAGAAGGUUUAAAAAGAAAAAUUAAAGAAUUCAAGGGUCAAAUAUGGUCGGAAACAUUACUUCUCACGUAUAAUGUGGGUGCAUUGGUCCAACGCAGUCUAAAUUAUUAUUCCAGUCUCAUUAUUAGAAAGACGGAAUUCUUCAGAUCUCAACUUGGCUUUCCGGAAAAAGAUUCCGAACAAUUUCAAGAAAUGUCGCCUGCGCAUAAAGAAGCGAUCAAAAAAUUUUACUUUGAGCCUGAUUCAGACGUAGAAUCCUGGUUGCGAUCGUUCAAUGCUGAUUGUGAAGAUUUGUUGGCGCACGUUAACAAAGCACCUUAUAAAUUUGUAUUUUGUAUACUGCAAAUCAUUUUAGACGAAAUGGAAAAGAUUGCCUUGAAGAUCUUAAAAGAAGGACUAGAUCCAAAAGCAAUGGACUGAAGGAAACUUAUUACUAGCUAUAUUCUCAACACAGACAUUCAGAUUACACAAGUUCUGAAUAUCAUACACAUUCUGAAAUAAUGUUUCAUUAUAUUAACUUUAAGAUUUUAGUGUAAAAUAUAAUCCACUUCUUGUAUAACUGGUCCUAGUCAAGUUUGUGUAUCCGCAAAGCUGAAGCCUUGUAUGUAUAUAAUGGCUGCCUCUGAACUAAAAAAUUCCCCAUUUGAUAUUCCUUAAAAAUUGAACUUUUUGCAAUCAAGAGUAGUUACGUGGCCACUAACACUAAACAAUCUUUAAGUGGCACAUUAGAUUUUUGAAUAGACCGCUCACAAUUUUAGAACUCACCAGUGCAACUUAACACGCCUUGUAGUUAGGUCAUAUAUAAUUAUGGUAAAAACAUACAUGUAUUGCUCGUCUCCCCGUAUAGUUCUAGUUACAUAUACACAUCUGAUUGAUUUAA